Molecule: messenger RNA, 2719 nt
Organism: Micromonas pusilla CCMP1545
Lineage: Eukaryota; Viridiplantae; Chlorophyta; Mamiellophyceae; Mamiellales; Mamiellaceae
Exons: 1
Coding region: 1-2586 (861 amino acids)
Biological process (GO): protein phosphorylation; signal transduction
Molecular function (GO): ATP binding; protein serine/threonine kinase activity
Source: RefSeq, a predicted model, not a curated record
AUGUCGACGCCGACGCCGGACUCGCGGGGCGCGGCGCUGAAGCGCUCGAACGACUCCAUGGGGGACAUCCGCACGCUCCCGUCGUUAGGCCUGAGCCCGUACCCGAGCGGCGGCGAGGCGACGACGACGGCGACGGUGGCCGCCGCCUCUAAUGCAGCGUUUCGUGCGCGCCUCGACGCGCCGUCGAAUCUCGAGGAGACGCCGUCGUCGCUGGGAAACAACGACAGGAAGCCGUCGCUGUCGCGCUUGAACUCGAACGCGUCCGGCGCCAGCGGACGGUCGUCGCUGGAUAUCCCGAGCGGAAGCGCGAGGCCGGUGAAGCGAGGGAAGCGCGACAGCUGGAACAACAACCACAACGUCGACGGCGUCAACGUGGAGGACUUCGACGACGUCGACCUGGCUGGGAUCUCGCGGAAGUUUCCCCAGGAGAAGCGCCUCGAGCUCGCGGCGAGGAUCGACGCGCGGGCGGAGGACGUCGCCGGCGCGUGGGCCGCGCUGCUGCUCGCGCAGACCGGGAUGCGGUACGCGGAGUGGGCGACGACGCAAUCGCGCGUGGAGCAGACGAAGCAAAACACGCUUCGAAUCGUCAAGGCCAUCGUGAAUUACCUCGUGACCGCGUCGCAGGCGAAACUUCGACAGACCAUCUCGUACAUCGUCGCGAAGCGCCGCAGACAAGGGUUCGGGCACGAGGAGGUCAUCACGUCGAUGUUGCUCCUCCGGAGGUCGUUCGAGAAAGGCUGCGGCCCCGUCACCGGCGACGCGGGGUUCCUCGUCGACGCCGUCACGAGAGUCAUGGUGGGCGAAGUCGCGACGUACCUCCACGCCAUCGACCCGACGACGGAGGUCGCCCCGGACGUGUCCGUCGACGCCGCGAACGACGACGACGAGCUCGGCGUCGAGCGGCCCGAGGACGUCAACUUGGACAUCGACUACAAGCCCGCGGAGCACGUCGUCGAGGACGUGCGGCCGCCGAUGCAUCUCUUCAUCGUGCCCAACGUCCCCGCGCAAUUCGUCCGCGCGAGAGAGGGCGGGCCGCCCAUCAUGCUCGCGCCGCUGUGGUCCAGAGCCGCGCACGAGCCGGGGGGACUGUGGACGUGGCCGAAGGGCACGGAACCGCUGAACGGCGGCAUCGUGAACAGCCGGUUCGUCAUCGAAAACUACGUCGCGAGCGGGAGCUACGGGCACGGCUGGAAGGCGCUGGACUUGCAGAGUAAGAAGGCGGUGUUUCUGAAGACGCCGCGCGCGUCGCACGAUUACAUGCCGUCCACGAUGAUGGCCGAGCUCGCGCGCGAGCUCGGGACGAUGCGGCGGAUCUUGACCUCGAUCCCGAAGCACCCAAGGCUCGUGAACGUGAUCGAGGUGACGCCACCGCACGCGCCCAAGCCGUGCGCGUUGCCGUCUGGCGUCUCCGCGCCGAUUCAUUAUUUCGCGUGCGACUUGUGCGAAGGCGGCGACCUGUUCUCGUACGUGUCCGCGCAGCCGUUAGAGCCGAUGCGCGAGCCGGUCGUCGCGCAUAUAUUCCGACAGCUCAUGGAGGCGAUCGAUUUCCUUCACGGCCGGAACUUGUUUCAUAGGGAUUUAAAGACGGAGAACGUGCUGGUGUCCAGGGAGGGCGGGAUGUAUUCGCUGAAAGUCGCCGACUUUGGCAGGACGGUGUUUGUGCCGCCGCAGCCGUCCGAGACCGGGGAGGGUCCGACGAACGACCACGAGCAGUUCGUGUACGACAACGCCAUCUUCCCCGCGGAGGCGGUCCGAGGAGGGAGGAUCGGCGACGAGGUCGUCGCCGCGGAGGACGGCAUGUACAGGCUGCCGCAGAGCGACGUGUGGGCGAGCGGGUUGAUCCUGUUGCUUCUCACCGGCGUCGGACGGAUGAGCAAGAUCAAGCACAACAUCGCGGACGCGCUGCGCGGGCGCGGGGAGAAGUUCGCGCCGCUGAGCGUCGACGAGCAGCCGAUCGACCGCCUGUACAGGCUCGUCGGCCCUGGGUGGGAGGUCUCCGCGGAGCUCGAUCAGGUGUUUCGCGCGAUGGUGCACAAGGACCCGAUGCAUCGACCGACGGCGAAGGAGGUGCUCGAGUGCGACUGGAUGCAAACCGCGGACACGGUGACGGAGGCGGAGGUCAUGGCGGCGUUCGAGCGCAGGAAUCCGGUCACGGAGGAGGCGCACAACUCGAUGACGGUGACGUGCGCGCCGCGGUUGAAGGAGACGGACGUCGCCUUCGUCGCGCUCCUCGGCGCGUUGGAGACGCUCCAGUGGCCGAGCGGCGGCGGGCGCGACGAUCGACGGGUGGAGAUCCACGUGGAUCGCGAGCGGUUGACCGCGACGGCGGUCUUGGGCGAGAUGCGGAUACGCGCCAUCUUGACCCCGGUCGAGGGUUUGCUGCACAAGAACCCGACGAAGUCGAUCGUCGCGGAGGAGCCGGACCCGAUGGCGGCGGCGAGGAAGGCGGAGGAGGCGCGGCUGCGGCGGGACGCGACGGCGACGCCGGUGGUGCGACUGGUGUGGAUCGGGGGCGGGAGCAAGGACAUGAACGCGAUGCAGCUCGUGAACGUGUACAUGCACGUGUCCGCGAUCAUCAGCACGUGACACGUGAGCGAGCGCGACGCGACGCGACGCGACGAGCGCGCGAGUAUUAUUUCAUUACGGUAUUAUUUCGGUACGACGUACGCGGAUUUUCAACAGAGUUGAUGACAUUGUUACGGUACUAAAGCAACAAAAG